GGCGCUUGCAGAAUGGCAGACUGGACGUGUAGUCAUGCUACUAUGCAUGCAUGGGAGUCCCCAGACUAUGAGCAGCUGCUUCCUGUGUCAGAAAAAUCCAAUCCCCUGACGCGUGAUAUUGACCGUGCUUCAUCCACAAACAUUGUGAGGAUGUUACAAGCCUGUGAUGCCCAGAUGUUUCAGGAAGAUUCAGCAGCCACCUACCAGAGGCUUUUAAGUAAACAAGUGGUGGAAGCAUGUAUGGAGGUGGCUAAAAAGUUGGAGCUCAUUCUCAAGGAUCCCCAGGACAGCCUUGUUGUACUGAGUGGUUGUGGGACUUCUGGUCGACUGGCUUUCCUCAUUACGACAGGUUUCGACAAAGCGCUGAGGGAGUUGAACCAGAGUUCACUGUAUUCAUACAUCAUAGCAGGGGGAGACAGAGCUCUGCUGUCCUCCCAGGAAGCUCCUGAAGAUGAUCCCGAACUGGGCAUGCUCAGUCUGAAAAAGGUUUGUGAGGGAAAGCGGCGGGUCUUGUUCAUUGGCAUUUCCUGUGGAUUGUCUGCUCCCUUUGUGGCAGGCCAGCUUGACUUCUGCAUGCAGCAUCCCGAGGUCUACACUCCAGUCCUGGUUGGCUUCAAUCCUGCACAUCAGGCUAGGGACGACCCCAUCCCAGGCAGCACGCUCACUUUUCUCAGUGUUGUUCAGAGGAUGCAGGAGCUGUCCAGAAGUCAGAAGGCAUUCCUCAUCAACCCAGCCGUUGGGCCAGAAGCCAUCAGUGGCUCAUCGAGGAUGAAGGGAGGCAGUGCCACUAAAAUUCUCCUAGAAGUUAUCCUGUCUGCUGCUCAUGCUGCCACUUUUGAAAACACGGCCAUCACAUACAAGGGCAUCCGGCAGCACAUGGAAGCAUAUAGGCGAGCUCUGGAUACCACUUACAGCCAGAACGCGGGGAUCACUGCUCUGUUGGAUGCAGCUGGAAAAAGUUUGUUGCAUGGCAGGCGUGUCUGCUACUUAGGCUGGAGCUCCCUUGCUAUUUUGGGCCUCAUCGAUGCCAGUGAGUGCAACCCUACGUUUGGAGCAGAUUUUGAAGAUGUACGGGGUUUCAUCAGUGGAGGAUACAGAGAGAUGAACAACAAUGAAGGUCCGCUGUCUCCUCUGGGUCCUGAGUUUUGCAUUUCACACGAGGAUUUUUUGCGUCUAGUUCUGCCCUCUCUCAACGACCAGGACACAAUUCUUCUUCUCUACACUCAAUCUGACAGUGUCAGUGAAGUGGUAAAGCUGGCACAUCGAGUAAGAGAGAAGACCUCAAACAUCCAUGCUGUUUAUCAUCAGGUCGAGGGAGACAUUGCAGCUGCUGAACAACAAGAUGACAUCAAUAAGUUGUGUUCAUCCUCAGUUAAAAUCACUUGGCCAUCAUCACCUGCUUCACAGAGCCUGCUCCACAUGCAGUGGGAGCUGUCCACUAAGCUGGUGCUGAAUGCUGUGAGCACAGGAGCUCACGUCUUAAAGGGGAAGAUUUACCAGAAUCACAUGAUCGACGUGCAGGUCACCAACAGCAAGCUCUACAGCAGGGCCACACGAUUACUUCAGAAGCUGUCUGGUUGUCCCGAGUCUCAGUGUGAAGAAGCUCUACUAAAGGCCCUUUAUCAAGUGGACAAACUCACCCUGGACAUCACAUCCUCCGAAAUCGCCAAGCACACAUGCACUGCCAGAAAAAGGACCAAGGUGGUUCCUCUUGCUCUGGUUUGUUUGCUGACUGGCUGUUCACUCACGGAGGCAGAAUCUCAUUUGGAGCGACACCCAAUUGUACGGGAGGCUGUGGAGGCCUGUCUUUCGAAGUCACUGUAACAUAGGAGUCCUUUACACUACAUUGCUGCAUUUGAUUAGUAAUUAAAGAAAGUGAAAUCAUGAGAAUUAAGUCAAAGGUAAAAUUAAAAACCCGAAAAUUUGAAUCCUGCUGUUCAUAUAAACAGUUGUGUAAACUACAGCAGGAACUCAAACCCAAAUCUUUUCUUUUGCUUUUUCAUUUGUCCCUUUAGAACCAUGCUUCCUCUCCUUUCCCAUCCCUCCUUAAAUGUUCUGAGUAAAUUAAGCCUUUCACAGGAAUGGUCUUUAUCCUGAUAUGCAGCCCUAAGUUGAUGUCUUCUUAUUUAUUUGAAGCAUUUAAGAUUUGAGGAAAUUCUUAGAGAAACUCCCAUGCUGUCCCUGAAAAUGGGGUAGAAUAAAAUGCAUGCAUGCCUGGGCUUCUGUAAUGAUUAGCAUUGUUCUGUUUAGCUCUGUUUAGGGUACAAACAGCAAUAUUUUCCUUCAAUAAAUUUGAGUGGCUGACCAUUUUUUAAAACGUGGGUUG
Molecule: messenger RNA, 2326 nt
Organism: Cheilinus undulatus (humphead wrasse)
Lineage: Eukaryota; Metazoa; Chordata; Actinopteri; Labriformes; Labridae
Gene: gckr
Product: glucokinase (hexokinase 4) regulator
Exons: 19
Coding region: 13-1824 (603 amino acids)
Biological process (GO): response to fructose; carbohydrate derivative metabolic process; negative regulation of glucokinase activity
Cellular component (GO): cytosol; mitochondrion; nucleoplasm
Molecular function (GO): enzyme binding; fructose-6-phosphate binding; enzyme inhibitor activity
Source: RefSeq, a predicted model, not a curated record